Messenger RNA from Penicillium canariense, 1467 nucleotides. RefSeq names its product FMN-dependent alpha-hydroxy acid dehydrogenase family protein. Bases 1 to 1467 code for a protein of 488 amino acids. The record is from RefSeq and is a predicted model, not a curated record. Gene Ontology annotation, molecular function: oxidoreductase activity. The transcript is spliced from 3 exons. NCBI's taxonomy places the organism in Eukaryota, Fungi, Ascomycota, Eurotiomycetes, Eurotiales, Aspergillaceae.
AUGGCCCGAAAAGUCUCUACGCAUGAAGUUUCUCAACAUAGUUGCGACGAUGAUAUAUGGAUCGUGGUCAAUGGAAGAGUGUACGAUGUGACCGGAUUCGCACCAGAGCACCCUGGCGGUGCAAAGAUAAUCUACCAAUUCGCUGGCCGGGAUGCAUCGCAGACAUACAAUAGCACUCACUCACCAUCUCUGAUCAAUGAUCUGGAUGACCACUCAAUCGGUGAACUGGAUACCAGCACCAUCACCGAGGAAUGGAGCAGAGAAGAAGAGCCACCCAAAGCAUUGAACUCAGCAGACAGGGCGUAUCAAAAGCCCGCUCUCGAAGACAUAUUGAACCUGGAUGACUUCGAGCAAGUGGCCAUGAACACUCUCAGCCCGAAAUCGUGGGCCUACAAUAGCGGGGCGGCAAAUGAUAAUUUCACGCGAGAUGCAAAUCGCUCCUUUUUCCGGGACAUAUGGUUCCGUCCAGCUAUUAUGCGCGAUGUUUCGGUGGUCAACACCAAAUCGACCCUCUUUGGAUGCGAUCUUGAUAUCCCGGUUUACAUCUCGCCCGUUGGUGCAGCCAAAACGGUUUGCGAGGAUGGAGAAUUGGCACUGACUAGGGGCACCGCGACAUCUGGGAUUGCAUACUGCAUUUCAACCAUGGCGUCGUAUCCUUUGUCGGAAAUUCUCGACGCAACCUCAAAACAAGCCUUCUACCAGCUGUAUAUCAACAAAGACCGACCGAAAACCGAAGCACUUAUUCGCCAAGCCCAGAAUUCGGGAAAGGUGAAGGCGCUCUUCGUGACUGCUGAUUUACCAGUCAUGUCGAAAAGAGAGGCAGAUGAGCGCACUAAACCGGACGGAAAUACUGUCCUGAUCAGUGUGACGCAGGAUAGCAACCCCGGCGGGAAGAAGAGCGCCGGUCUAUCGAAGUCCAACAGCGCGAUGAUCGACUCCACGUUGAACUGGAAUGAUCUCAAGUGGCUGAGAAAUAUCACUGAUAUUCCAAUCCUCGUCAAGGGUAUCCAACGUGCCGAGGAUGCUCUUAUUGCUAUGCAAGUUGGUUGUGAUGGCAUCGUAAUAAGCAAUCAUGGAGGUCGAGCUGCAGACACUGCGCCACCGGCCAUACUCAUUCUGUUGGAGAUUCAUCGUUACUGCCCAGAGAUCUUUGGUGAGAUGAAGGUAUUAGUGGAUGGGGGUUUUCGGCGUGGCUCAGACAUCGUCAAGGCCAUCUGUCUUGGUGCCUCAGCUGUUGGUCUCGGUAGACCUUUUCAAUAUGCCGUAGGCUACGGCCAAGAGGGAGUGGAGCAUGCGGUAGAAUUGAUCAAGGAGGAAAUCCGGACAUCGAUGCAACUGGUAGGCAUGACGGAUUUGAUGCGAGAUGCUUCCCCAACCUACAUCAAUACAGCAAAAGUCGAGCAAUGGAUGCCUCCAAAUUACCCGUCUGGCCCAAAGAGUUUCAUGCGACGAUUGCUAAAGUUGUAA